UAUUCUUCAGUCUUUCGCAAUUGCUUUGGCAAACGUGUCUAAACGAUCGGUUCAAAUCGGUUACAUUAGUCGUCGGUUAGAAUGAGUGUCCCCGAUCCAGCAUUGCACCAAGCAAAGCAGACGGGAACCCGUCGUUUUUAGACAAGGUGGCCAAGGACGUUUUGCUCGAAUGGAUGGGCGACACAUGCGUCGACAUAAUGAUAAGAAAAGCUUUGUGUAACAUACGGUUCCAGUAAGGCACAAUCGUUCAAGCAGAUAUAAGCAAACGGUACCUUAUCGUGCUGCUGCAGAGAGCGUUCGGUGACUUGGCUGGUCGGAAAGGUUCGUCGCUUCUGUUGAAGUCUUUCGUGUUGGAAUGGCGCACCCGGAGAGAUUGCUGUUGCUUGCACUGCUGCUUUCGCUUGUGGCCCACCAAUCGACACCGGUUGCUGCUUUCGAAGAUUUUCUGGACGACAUCUUCUCCAUUUUCUUCGACUCGGACAGCGAAAGUGAAUCGGAAGAACCGAUCCAGGUGAAUGGGAAGCAUGCCACGAUCAACGUAAUGUGCGACAACUGCACACUGACAAUCAACUGUCCCAACUGUAGCAGCAUGGCGAUGGCACCAAUGCCUUCCGGUUCAGCGCAACCGAACGAUGCUAGCUCGCCAACUGCUGCACCGGCACCGGCUGCACCAUCCACUACUGCGGCCGCAGUAACAACGGCAGCAACGGAAGCGACUACCACUGUUACUACUGCUGCUGCUGCUGCAGGUACAACCGUUCCGGCCAACACGACAAUGGCCGAUGGAAACGACGGUAUGGCGUCCAUGUCGACGGCCGAUGCCGCAACUACCACUCCUGCUGCUGCUUUCUAAGCGGUUCCGUGCGCUUUGCACCAUCAUGGAAUGGGCUGGGUCGUUGUGAAAACGAAAUGUGGUCCUCUAGUUUUAAUGUGCUUUGGUAUUUUGUACUUCAAAUUCUCUUUCUUCGGGGAUUUAUUUAAUAAAUAAACGAAUUUACGGAAGAUUUAA
Molecule: messenger RNA, 1009 nt
Organism: Anopheles arabiensis
Lineage: Eukaryota; Metazoa; Arthropoda; Insecta; Diptera; Culicidae
Product: cytoskeleton protein RodZ-like
Exons: 2
Coding region: 356-853 (165 amino acids)
Source: RefSeq, a predicted model, not a curated record